Trichogramma pretiosum is the source of this 2200-nucleotide messenger RNA. RefSeq lists its product as uncharacterized. Gene Ontology annotation, molecular function: protein binding; metal ion binding. The coding region runs from base 104 to 2200 and encodes 698 amino acids. The transcript is spliced from 7 exons. Lineage: Eukaryota; Metazoa; Arthropoda; Insecta; Hymenoptera; Trichogrammatidae. The record is from RefSeq and is a predicted model, not a curated record.
CGCGAUCAUCGCGUAGCGAAGAGCUGCCGAUACAAACGUAUCUAUCGUAUUAUUAUUUUUUUUUUUUCGUUAACGUCUCCUCGAGGUCGUCAUCGUCAUCGUCAUGGAUGUGUUCAAUUUGACGAAGCUGAAAUCGGCGCUGAAACGUCAACUGUCGCUGCCCAUCAUUCAGAAUCAUCCACGACAGCAGCGAAUAAACAGCAACAACAACAACAAUGACGACAGUCCGGAGGAGAGCAACAAGAUGCUGUCGACGACGAGCGAGCAGGCAAUCGUCGUCGUCAGAAGCGACAAGACUCGCUGCAGUAGCAGAAGAAGACGCAAGACCAGCUCGAGCAGACCGACCCUCGGCGUGCUCGAGGAGAUCAUCCUCUGCCCGCUGUGCAAGUGCAAGCUCAGAUCGCCCAGGACUCUGGCCUGCCAGCACAGCUUCUGCAAGAAGUGCCUCGACCUGGAGCUGUCGAGUUCCUCGGCUCCGAGCUGCCCGAGCUGUCGCACGCCCGUGGCCGAUUUCGUCUCGACGGAUCUGCUGCCCGUGAACGCGGGCGUGGCCAGGCUGCUCGAGGCCGUCGACAGGGAGGACUUUGUCGAGCAGCGCAGGCUCGACGACGUAGACGGUGACACCGAGGAUGGGACGAGACGAGGCGAGCGCAGACACAGCCUCGUGGUGAAUUUUCGACAAUUGAUGACGACUAAUCAGCCCCAGCAGCAGCAGCAGCAACGACAGUCUACCAUUAUGGCGAGACCCACGACGAUGCAGAGGACGCGAGAGCGAAAAAUUUCCGCGCAAAGCUCCAUCACCAUCAGAUGCUGCAACUGUCGGGCACCCUACUGCGACUCUCAGGACGCUUGUCGUCAUUGCAAUCAGAUAUACUGUCGCGCGUGCCGAGAGAUCCACGUGCAGCGGCUCGCCAGCGCGCAGGCCGGCGCAAUUAUCGACAGGCUGACGAUCGCCGCCGAUAAUUUGGAUAAGCGAGCCGACGACUUUAGAAUCAGAACGGAAAAAUGUCGCGACGCCGUGCUGGAAGAUUUCGACAAGAAGCUGGCCGAGCUGGAGCGGGACAAGGCGAGGAGGUUGAGACUGAUCGACGAGUCGAGAGAGAGGAGCGAGCUCGCGCUGGAGCAGAUCCGCGGCCAGGUCGAGAGCUCGAGGCGGCAAUUGAUGAAUCGAUGCGAUAAUUGCGAAGAUGGCGCUGAAAAGGUCGAUGGCUUGCUCGAGCUCUACCGCAGAUCCCUCGAGACGGCGAGGUUGGCCGAGGCGUGGCAGGUGCCGCGACUUAUGGAGGACGACGACGACGACGACGAUGAGAUCGUGACGAUGGCGGCGCUCGGAGAUGCCAACGAAAGGCAAAAAAAUCUACUGAGCGAGCGGGCCAAUGCCCAGCGGCCGGGCGGCAUGGCUCGCGACCCCCGCACCGGCGAGAUCUACAUCGCCUGUCCGGGCAACGGCCAGAUCGUCGUUCUCGAUCGUCGCUAUCGACUUCUGCGACGCAUCCGUAAUCCCGACCUCGUGACCUCGCCCCAGUCCCUGGCCGUCCACCAGCACGAGAUCUACGUCUCGGACAAGUGCCAGCACUCGAUACUCGUGCUGGAUCGUCGCGGACAGCUGCUGCGUCGAUUGGGCACGGGCAGGGGCUCGUCGCCCGGCCAAUUGCGCUGUCCGCGCGGCAUCGCUUUGUCAUCAUCCUCCUCCUCCUCCUCAUCCUCCCAUCCGUUGCUGUUGUACGUGGCCGACACGGGUAACGAUCGGGUGCAGAUCUACGACAGCCGUGACGGCUCCCUUCAACGCUGCCCGACGAGCUUCGACUUCGAUCGGCCGAGCGACGUGGCCGUCAGCCGCGACACGGGCCACGUAUGCGUCGCCGACUCGGGCAAUCACAAGAUACACGUGUUCGAGCCUCGGCUGGCGAGGCUCGUAUUCAGCUGCGGUGCUUACGGUGCUCUGGAUGGCCUGUUCAGAUCGCCGAUGUGCGUCGAGUUCGGCGGCGGCGACGACGACGAGGACGACGAAAUUUACGUGGGCGACCGCGACAACGGCCGGAUACAGGUGUUCUCGGCGCAGGGCCAGUUCGUCCGCGUGCUGCAGCAGCAGACCAGCCACGGAUUCGGCUGGAUCUCCGGACUGAUAUGCCUGCCUGGACGUAGACUGCUCGUCGCGGACAGUCGCGACAAUGCCCUGUACUCGCUGCGGUCGUCGUAG